This is a messenger RNA of Asparagus officinalis (garden asparagus), 3627 nucleotides long. RefSeq lists its product as uncharacterized. The record is from RefSeq and is a predicted model, not a curated record. The transcript is spliced from 9 exons. Lineage: Eukaryota; Viridiplantae; Streptophyta; Magnoliopsida; Asparagales; Asparagaceae. Bases 3 to 3296 code for a protein of 1097 amino acids. Gene Ontology annotation, molecular function: metal ion binding.
CGAUGUCGGCGGCGGAUCAAGGAAGAGGGGGCAGCGUUGAGAGGGACAUCGAGCAGGCUAUAAUUGCUCUUAAGAAAGGAGCUCAUCUCCUCAAGUACGGACGCAGAGGGAAGCCCAAGUUUUGUCCCUUUAGGCUGUCCAAUGAUGAGUCUAUACUAAUUUGGUUUUCUGGCAAAGAGGAAAAACACCUCAAAUUGAGUCAUGUGUCCAGGAUCAUGCCUGGGCAACGCACUGCAAUUUUUCAGAGGUAUCCGCGGCCUGAGAAGGAGUGCCAGUCGUUUUCACUUAUAUACGGCGAUAGAUCACUAGACCUUAUAUGUAAGGAUAAAGAUGAGGCUGAAGUCUGGUUUGCUGGUUUAAAAACAUUGAUAUCUCGCAAUCAUCAACGGAAAUGGAGAACAGGAUCAAGAAGUGAUGGGAUAUCAUCGGGAGCAAAUAGUCCAAGAACAUAUACCAGAAGAAGUUCACCUAUAAGCUCGCCACUUAGUAGCAGCGAGAGCGUGCAGAAGGAUGGAAGGGAUCCUCUUCAGUUUAGAAGUCCAUUUGGGAGCCCCCCAAAGAAUGGUCUGGAUAAUGUCUUAUCUGAUGUACUGCAUGCAUUACCGCCAAAAGGUUUCUUUUUACCUCCGAAAGGUUUUUUACCUUCAGACUCUGCAAUUGGCUCAGUCCAUUCAUUGUCAUAUACUUACUCAGACAGUAAGCAUGGGAACAUGAAAGGCACCACAACGGAUGCAUUUAGAGUAAGUUUAUCAAGUGCUGUAAGUUCAUCAAGUCAAGGUUCUGGCCAUGAUGAUGGUGAUGCCCUAGGUGAUGUUUUUAUAUGGGGAGAAGGAACUGGAGACGGAAUUCUAGGUGGUGGGGGCAACGGAGCUCGAAGCUCUUCUUCUACUAAGUUAGAUUCUCUCAUAACAAAAGCUUUAGAAUCUGCUGUUAUACUUGAUGUUCAGAAUAUUUCUUGUGGUAAAAGACAUGCCUGUUUAGUUACUAAACAGGGAGAGAUCUAUUCUUGGGGUGAGGAAUUAGGAGGUAGGCUUGGGCACGGUGUAGAUUCUGAUGUCUCACAACCGAAACUCAUUGAUUCUCUAGCCAAUAUGAAUAUUGAACUUGUAGCAUGCGGAGAGUACCAUAGCUGUGCUGUUACACUGUCUGGAGACCUCUACACAUGGGGUGAUGGUACCUUUGGGCGCCUUGGGCAUGGAAAUGAAGUAAGUCACUGGAUGCCAAAAAGAGUGAAUGGACCUUUGGAGGGAAUUCAUGUUUCAUCAGUUUCCUGUGGACCUUGGCAUACUGCAGUUGUAACUUCAUCUGGGCAGUUGUUUACUUUUGGAGAUGGAACUUUUGGUGUUCUUGGUCAUGGAGAUCGUAGAAGUAUCUCAAUACCCAGGGAAGUAGAAUCACUGAAGGGGCUAAAAACAGUGCGGGCAGCAUGUGGUGUUUGGCAUACAGCUGCAGUUGUAGAAAUUAUGACUGGAAAUUCUAAUUGCAGUAACUGUCCUUCAGGGAAACUCUUUACAUGGGGGGAUGGAGAUAAGGGUCGCCUUGGGCAUGGUGAUAAGGAACCAAAACUUGUGCCUACUUGUGUUGCUGCCUUAGUUGAGCCAAACUUUUGCCAGGUUGCAUGUGGGCAUACCAUGACGGUUGCUCUUGCUAGUUCAGGCCAUGUUUACACAAUGGGCAGUAGUGUAUAUGGCCAACUUGGAAAUCCACAUGCAGAUGGGAAGCUCCCUGCCCGUGUUGAAGGAAAACUCCUUAAAAAUUUUGUUGAAGAGAUAUCAUGUGGUGCUUAUCAUGUUGCAGUUUUGACUUCAAGAACUGAAGUAUAUACAUGGGGUAAAGGAGCAAACGGUCGUUUGGGUCAUGGGGACACGAAUGAUAGAAGUUCCCCAUCUUUGGUUGAUGCCUUGAAAGACAAACAAGUCAGAAGCAUAGUUUGCGGUGCUAAUUUUACCGCAGCAAUUUGUAUUCAUAAGUGGGUAUCUGGUGCGGACCAGUCUAUCUGCUCAGGCUGCCGUCAGCCAUUUAAUUUUAAGAGGAAACGUCAUAAUUGCUACAAUUGUGCACUUGUUUAUUGUAAUUCUUGCAGCAGUAAGAAGUCUCUCAAGGCUUCCAUGGCACCAAACCCAAACAAACCAUAUCGAGUUUGUGAUGGAUGCUUUAACAAGCUAGGGAAGGCCUUUGAAACCGACUCCUCAUCUCAUUCUUCACUUAAUAGAAAAGGAAGCAUCAUCCAGGGUUUUAAUGAAAUGAUUGAGAAGGAGGACAAAUUGGAUUCAAGAUCUCACGUUCCAGUGUCUAGCUUGUCAUCAAAGGAGUCAUUUAAGCAUAUUGAUGGAAGAUCAAAGAAAAGCAAGAAGUUUGAAUUCAAUAGCAGCCGUGUAUCUCCUAUCCCAAAUGGAACGACAAAUUGGGGUGCCUUGAACAUUUCAAAAUCUUUAAAUCCAGUAUUUGGAUCAUCAAAAAAAUUCUUCUCAGCUUCUGUUCCUGGAUCAAGAAUUGUUUCUCGUGCAACAUCACCCACAUCAAGAAGAACCAGCCCCCUACGAUCAACAACACCAACACCAACUCUUGGUGGACUUACUUCUCCAAAGUUUGCUUUAGACAAUGCAAAUAAGUCAAAUGAGGAUCUGAGCCAAGAAGUUCUUCGGUUGAAGGCACAGGUAGAAAAUCUUACUCGUAAGACCCAACUUCAAGAUUUUGAGUUGGAAAGGACAACCAAACAGCUGAAAGAGGCAAUUGCUGUUGCAGGAGAAGAAACUGCGAAGUGCAAAGCUGCAAAAGAAGUUAUUAAAUCACUUACAUCCCAGUUGAAGGACAUGGCUGAAAGGCUACCUGUUGCAGCAGCAAGAAAUGGUGACAAACUCCCUUCUUUGCCUAGCUCAGCUUCAAGUGAUUUCUCUACCAAAGCUAUUGACCAAACGAGUAAUUUGAUGACCUCCCAUGAUCCGGAUUCGAAAGAUGAUGCCAGUGGAAUUGUAGCAAAUGCACCUAGUUCAAAUAAUCACCAACGAAAUAGAGUGGGUGCUCAUUCUGAAGUGUUAAGAAAUGGAAGCAAAUCACCAGAUGCAGAGCUGAAUCAUCAGUCUGAAUGGGUCGAGCAGGAUCAGCCAGGUGUUUAUAUUACACUGACUUCUUUACCUGGCGGUGUGAAAGAUCUUAAGAGAGUUAGGUUCAGCCGUAAGAGGUUCAGUGAAACCCAAGCAGCGCAAUGGUGGGCCGAGAACAGAGCCAGGGUUCAUGAGCAGUACGAUGUCCGAGUAGUCGACAACAGAUCUGCUGCUGGGGUUGGAAAUGAAUAGACAACUGAUCUUUCAAUCCAUAGUGAUUGAAAUAUUCUUUUAACUAAUUUUCUUUCUUUUUUGAACUAGUUUUUUUUUAGCCGCAAUCAUGAGUGAUCCCUCACUAAUCAAGUUUAUUGUAAAUGUGGGUUUAUUUAUUUAGCCCUUGAAGAAAAAAAGAUCGAUGGGCUGUGGUAUAAACGAAUGUGAGUUGGGGUUCUAGAUGUUUUUUUUCCCUUCUUCUUUCUCUUCCCUUCUCUUCUAUGAGAAAUGUAUAUUAUUAGUGUAGCCAAGCUGGUUAAUAUUCUUCCUUGUAAAUUCAUGAAUGAAUAUGUUUCCCUCCUCCGCCUCA